UCUGGUUUCCACACACACAACACGUCACACCUCCCGACGCCCUGCAGAGCUCUGCUGUGACAAGCUCUUUACUUUUCUAGCUAAAAUCUGUCCUUCCCGAUUGAUUUGCUACAUAACACACGACAACAACACCACAGAAACUGAGCAGCACCAAAGCGCUCCGCCAAACAACAGCCAAGAUGACGCUCUACUACACCUUGGUAUUUCUGCUCCUUGUGGCAGAAAUGCUCCUCUUCAUGCUCCUCAUCAUGCCAUUGCCUUUCUCGAUGCGCAGAAAGGUGUUCACCUUCAUCUCCGAGAACCCCAUCGUGGCUAAGGUCCAGUACUGGAUGAAGAUUACCUUCAUCUUCAUCCUGAUCCUCUUCAUCGACAGCGUCAACCGUGUCUACCGCGUCCAAGUCGAAUUGGCGGCCGCCACCGAAAACACAGGCGCAUCCGCGCCGGCCAUCAUGGGUCACGAGCGUCUCGAAGUGCAGGCCCGCAAGUUCUACUCGCAGCGCAACAUGUACCUCUGCGGCUUCACCCUCUUUCUGUCGCUGAUCCUCAACCGGACCUACACCAUGAUCCUCGACGUGCUGCGCCUGGAGGAAAAGCUGAAGCAGUACGAGGGCACCGAGAAGAACACCAAGCAGGCCGAGAAGCUGGCCAUGGCCGGCGACGCGGGCGAGAUCUCCCGCCUCAAGCGCGAGGUCGAGCUGCGUGACCAGGACAUCGCCACCCUCAAGAAGCAGGCCGCCGGCCUGCACCGGGAGUAUGACGCCCUGGCCGAGAAGUACGGCCGCACCCAGGAGGACGGGUCGUCGAAGAAGGACAAAUAGGAGACUGACCUCUGGCACGACCUUGACUUGCUGGGCAAGGCCACCGCGGUGGAGGAGAAGGAGGGCGACACCCCGAGACAUCGGAAGCCGGCGCCGUCAAACAUCUGGUCGCCUCAGCUGCCAGCUUAACCGACCCCGGAUAGCUGAUAGACCACGCAUUGGUCGCGGAUUGGCCUAAACGCGGGGGUAACGGAAAAAAAUAUCGGAGACGAAAGAUGAAGGCGGGAGGAGCACAACGGGCGGGGGCGAGGGGCAUGGAAGGUGUGUAUGAAUCGAUAAUUGCGAGUUGGAGCGAGAAAUCGGGCAUCUGUUUACUUAGCCAAGUGUUUGCUAGCUAGCUCCAUGGAUAUGAUUCCAGUACCAGAGGC
Messenger RNA from Chaetomium fimeti, 1186 nucleotides. Its product is annotated as B-cell receptor-associated protein 31-like-domain-containing protein. The transcript is spliced from 4 exons. Gene Ontology annotation, cellular component: endoplasmic reticulum; endoplasmic reticulum membrane. NCBI's taxonomy places the organism in Eukaryota, Fungi, Ascomycota, Sordariomycetes, Sordariales, Chaetomiaceae. Gene Ontology annotation, biological process: endoplasmic reticulum to Golgi vesicle-mediated transport; intracellular protein transport. Bases 180 to 818 code for a protein of 212 amino acids. The record is from RefSeq and is a predicted model, not a curated record.